This is a messenger RNA of Seminavis robusta, 3921 nucleotides long. The record is from the annotation of a GenBank genome assembly. NCBI's taxonomy places the organism in Eukaryota, Bacillariophyta, Bacillariophyceae, Naviculales, Naviculaceae.
GCAACUCUUACAAGUCCUUGCAACCUGUCUUUAUCUGCCUGUCUUUAUCUAUCUAUCUGUUGGUCGGCCAAGACGAUGCCUGCUGGGCCCGGUUCAAUAGCAAGGGUUCAUCUGCUGCAGCUACCGGCAGCAACAUUCUGCAUCCUUUCCUCGCUUUCUGUUCCUACAAGGGCCGACCAAUCGACGUCAUGCGAGUGGUGGGGUGAUCCUUGUCCAUGGCCCUUGGAUGGAGAAUGCGAUCAAUCUUUCUCCACCCGAUGCGAGAACGGCGACUGCUUUGACUGUGAUCCAUUACAAGAACAUCACUACGAUUGUCAGAGCUGCAUUUCGGCACAAGGAUACUGGUGUCCAGGGGAUGCCCUCUGUCGCGGUCAACCCCUUAACGAAGCCUACUACAGUUUCACCUUGGGUCUCUUUGCUGGUGGUGGGGAGUUGGCAACUAGCAUCAAAACUUCUUGUCCAUUGGCCCAAGAUUGGCAACAAACCUGUGGACCGGCUCAUCACGACAAUGUUUUUUCGGAUCCCUUGUAUGAUGCCAUGAAUUGGAGUUAUGACAUGAUUAAUGUGGAAGCUGUGUGGCGGCAAGGAAUCACAGGAGCAGGAGUGCACGUUCGAAUCAAUGAUGACGGAGUCGACGCAUCCCAUCCAGAGUUCAGCCAGAGAUUUGAUGUGGCGAAUUCAUGUCAAGAGGCGUACUUGCCACUUCCACCCAUCAAUAAUGACUCCAACGAAGAUAUUCAUGACCAUGGUACUGCCUGUGCAUCUAUAGUUGGAGCACAACACGACAAUAAUCAUUGCGCGGUUGGAAUUGCUCCGGGUGUCACUCUGUCGUCGUGUACAGUUGUCAAUCCACUCAUUUUCAACCAAGGUGCCGAGUUGUUUGUAAAGCAAUUGCAAGAAGUGGACAUUUCCAGCAAUAGCUGGGGGCCUUCACCUUGCAAACACAAGUUUGCCAGGACGAGAUUUCUUCAACAACAGUGCCCUUUUGAGGUGGAUCAUCAAAUUAGUCCUUGUCGAAUAUGCGGUGGAAACCUUGAAAACAACGGAAUGGAUCUGGAAGACGGGCUUUGCCGAAGAAGCAUCAUUCAUCACUGCACCCAAUUCUAUGAGCUAGAUCCCAUUGCUUGUGCCGAAUACCUGGAUCUCUUUGUCGAUUGUAACUAUCAUGCUUUGUCGCCAACCGAGCACCAAGUCUUUGUUCGGGCUAUUACCGAAGGACGGAAUGGGAAGGGGAUCAUCUUCACUUUCCCAGCCGGCAACGAGUUUCCCUAUGGCAGCAAUGCUAAUCUGGAUGGAUUUGUCAACUCAAGGUUCACUAUUGCUGUGGGAGCUGUGGACAAAGUCGGAAAAAGGACGGCAUACUCUACCCCCGGAAGUCCCGUUCUCAUCAGUGCUCCUGGGGGAGACUUGGAAUAUAUCUCCAAUAACAUAGUUGCCAAGCCUGGGGGCGGUUGUCAUGAUGCAGGUGCAGGUACCAGCUUCUCGACACCUGUGGUUUCUGGAGUCAUCGCUCUCAUGCUCGAAGUUCGACCAGAGUUGACUUGGCGCGAUGUUCAGGGAAUUCUUGUGGUCACAGCUCAGCAGAACGACCCAGAUGACGACUCUUGGAACACGAGAAACGGGGCCGGACUCAAUCACAGCUAUUUCUUUGGAUUUGGACUUGUAGAUGCCUUCGCGGCGGUGGAACUUGCCAAAACUUGGGAGUUGUGGGACCCCGAAAUUCAGAUCAUGGUGGAAAGCGGUACCAUCAACUUAAACAUUUCAGAUGAUCCAACCCAAUCAGCAACGUCGACUGUGACUGUUCCCGCGGACUACGUUGAUUUCGUGACAGAGUCAGUCGUAGUCUACAUGGAUUUGCAGCAUGGAAGCCGUGGUGACCUUGCCAUUGUAUUGGAAAGUCCCUCUGGGACAGAAAGCCUGCUAGCUCCCAGUAAGCGACCCGAGAACACGCAGCUGCAGGGAGAGGAGCAUUGGAAGCUGACGACAGUGAGAAAUUGGGGUGAGUCGGCUUCCGGGAACUGGACUCUGAAGAUCGCUGACGAGGCAGCGGGGAUUCUGGAAGACUGCGUCGAUGUAAAAUUCGAUUACUACUAUGAUGCAGACGGCACUUUGCUGCACAUCAAGUGUGACUCAUUCCAAAAUACCACUGCUUGUCUGGACGGACAGAUUCUCAACGAUGUCGUGCACGAUUUUAUCGUGGACAAUGGCAACGGUCCCAUCAGCGCGGCCGAAGCCUGUUGCGUGUGCGGUGGCGGCGUCCAAGUUGACGACAUUCCACACAUCCUAGAAUCAUGGAGCAUGAUCGUGUACGGGCACAACGCCAUCAUGAGCAGCAACACGAGUCAGCAGAACGGUACCAACGACACGACGAGUGGAUGACAACACGACCUUUGGACUCACUCACAGGCUCCUGAACUCAACCUGCAAAGACAUCGCCUUGAACCACACACGGUCUAGAAGGACUCCGUAGGGGUACGACUUCAUUAGUCGAGGUGCCACGCAAUCAACAAACAAGCCUUUGCAACGAGAGGGUUGCCCCCACGUCAACGGCGUUUGAUAAAAGUUGAGUCUUCCGCAGCAGCAUGUUGCUGGAUGACCGAAUACGAGAGGUACUAUCUUGUUGUAACUGCAUCUAUAGUAUCUUUACACGAUUGCAUUUCGGUAGAGCUACCGAUAUGCUUCACCAAGUCACGCAACUGCACUGAUCAAAGCACUGCACGUGUACUCGGGGAGUUUACGCUUGGGUUUCAAUGGCCAUCCCAUUCUGCAUGAAUUCAUCAGGAUAGCGUUCGCCGGCGACUUCAUUGGCCAUGGCAUCCAACGUUGCCAUGUUUUCUGCAGAAAGGACCACAUCAACUGAAUUGAUAUUGCCGACAGCUCGUUCUAGCUUGGUUGUACCAGGAAUGGGGAUGACAGAAACCCCUUUCUGUGCUGCUUUCUGCAUGAGCCAACUCAAGCAAACAUUGGCAGGGGUACAAUUUAGCUUCUCCGCCAUGUCGUGGACUUGAUUGGCAAACCGUUUGUUUUGCUCCAUGUUUUGGUACCGAGGAAAUAUGGCUCUGGCGUCUCCCUCUGGAAGCGCUUCUUGUUUCUGAACCAGCAAGUUUCGUGACAGUGGACUGUACGCCACAAUGGCAAUGCUGUUGGCUUUGCAGACGGGAACUAGCUCAUCUUCCAAAGUACGUGUCAGAAUGGACCACUCCUGCUGGACUGCAUCAAUGGGGCCGCCUUUGGUAUGGAUCUGUUGCAACCAGUUGCCACUGACUUCGGACAAGCCCACUUCUUUGAUGAGACCUUCCUCCUUGAGUCUAGCAGCAGCCUUGGCAAACUCAAUCCCACCUUCCAGUGUCAAGACACGAUGGGCAAAAUACAGAUCAACAUACUCCAACUGCAGGCGAUCCAAAGAUUGUUUCAGGUGGGCCUUGACGGUUUCGUAGUCGUACUUACCAUCUGGAAGGGGCCAAAACUUGGUGGCAACAGAGUAGGAGUCGCGAGGAAUAGUCUUGAGGAACUUCCCGAGAUAGGUCUCGUUGUGGUUUUUGGUGUCUUUGUGCUCAGCACCAUAGAGCUCUGCAGUGUCAAAAUGGCGGCAGCCGUUUUCAUAGACAGUCUUCAACAAAACCAUGGCAGCGUCUUCGUCCAUUACAUCGUUGUAGAAGGAGGUAAUGCCCAUGCAUCCAAAACCAAUUCCAGACUCUGGAUGGAGGGCGGUGUUCGUCUUGGCAAACUUGGCAAAAAACUUCAUUUUUAGUUCAAGGUAGCUGAAAAAAGGGGAAAGCAAAGGUGUUGGUUUUGGUUGGUUUUGGUUGGUUUCUGAUCUUUUGAGUUUUAUGAGAGUUGGAUCCGAACAACGUUUCCUUGCUUGGGUCGUGCCGAUCACCAUAGAUCUUCGUGAGAUGAGGGGAAACAUCAUCUUUAAGC